AAUUCUUGAAUUGCCGAACUCGGCUAUAACGUUUUAAUGACAAUUAACAUUUGACAUUUACACAGAGACAAGUGACAUUGACAUUUCACUUGCCAUUUACGGAGGAGUGUAAUUUGUCUUAGGUCGAUUUAUAUAAUUUUACAAUUUUUACUAAUUUAUAAGAAACUACCCUCAAAUGGCAACCCAAAAACUUUCUAUGGCUGUUCGCAGCUUCAGUUCAAGCAGCACCGCUGCUCAAUUAGUAAAAGCCCCCAUUCAGAUCUUCGGCAUCGAAGGUCGAUACGCCACGGCCCUUUAUUCGGCCGCCUCGAAACAGAAGUCCCUCGAAGGCGUAGAGAAAGAUUUGAUUAAACUCCAAGGGGAAUUAAAAUCCGACCCAAAAUUCCGCGAAUUCGUAAUAAAUCCGACGAUUAAGAGGAGUCUUAAGGCUCAGGCGUUCAAAGCGAUCUCUCAAAAGAUUUCUUUGAAACCUGAAACUACCAAUCUUCUGGCGUUAUUGGCUGAUAAUGGUAGAUUGAAGAAACUUGAUACUGUGAUCAAUGCUUUUAAGCAGAUCAUGUCUGCUCACAGAGGAGAGGUACCAUGUGAAGUAACAACCGCUAGGGAAUUAGAUGCUGAACAAAAACAAAAAUUAAUGGGAGUGUUGAAAUCCUUCGUAAAAUCCAAUCAAUCUAUUCAGUUAUCCACCAAAGUCGACCCAAGCAUCAUUGGAGGUAUGGUAGUCAGCAUCGCUGAUAAAUAUGUAGAUAUGUCAGUGGCUAGCAAAAUCAAGAAAUACACCGAGGUUAUUAGCGCUACUGUCUAAUUGUAUUUAAAGUUUAUUAUAUAAAAUAUAGUUAUUGAAAUAGUCUGAAUGAAGU
Molecule: messenger RNA, 860 nt
Organism: Psylliodes chrysocephalus
Lineage: Eukaryota; Metazoa; Arthropoda; Insecta; Coleoptera; Chrysomelidae
Source: the annotation of a GenBank genome assembly